AUGCCGUCAUCAACAGCAUCUUCGGUCUCACCGACCAAGCUCGGUGGGCUCUCGUCUUCGCAGCGCUCCAACAAUGGUGGAUCCGUGUCGCCUACCAAGCCGUCCUCGACCAACGCAUCACGCGCUGGUACCCCGUCAGCCCCAGCAAAAGCGACAAGCACCGCAACGCCCAUCCGCCACAUCCCACCAGGUUGCCAGCAUCUGAGCUCGCUUCUCCACCUCGGCGCCUCGCCUUCAUCGUCGAAAAGCUCCUCCCCCACCAAGAUCAAAUCCGAACAUGGCGAUGAAGCAAGAAGCGACAGCUUUGACACGCUUCCGGAAGCCACGCGCUCUUAUUUGAAGCGCUACAUCGCGGGCCUCCGAUGGGGAGCUCAGAUCAGGACGGGUCACGUCAAGAUGAUGGACGACGAGGAGAAAGAAGCAGAGUUGGCAAAGUGGAACGAGCAGGCGGCCAAGGCGAACAAGAUGGGCAGACCCACCAAGAAGCGCAGAAAGCUCGACUAUCCACAAUGCAAAACGUGCCAGGCCGACAUGCUGCGUCCGUUCAUCUGCCUCGAUUGCGCUUUCACCGGCUGCUUCUCGCCACCCGUGGACGACGAUCCGACGGCGGUGACCCGUACCGCAUCCGAUAGCCAUAUGAUCCAGCAUCUUCGUUCCCAGAAGCAUACGUUGGCAUUCGAUCUGCUGUACGGACAAGUCUACUGCGCCGACUGCAAAGACUUUGUCCACGACCCGCUGCUCGAAUCCAUCCAACGACACGAGACGUGCCGCGUCAGCCAGAACGUCAUCGGACAGCAAUUCGGACCAUCAAAGUCGACGGUGGAAUCGCUCUUCCCUCCAUCGGCAUCGGAUGUAGCAGCGGUCAUGGCCAAGUUCUACACGACCGAUCCUUCCAGCGUCGCGUGUCGUGUGCCUAGAGGGUUGAGGAAUAUGGGUGCGACGUGCUACAUGAACGUCAUCAUCCAGGCGUUCCUGCACAACCCCCUGUUGCGCAACUACUUCUUAUCGGACCGACACAAUCCGUCGCUCUGCAAUGGAGCCAGGAGCUGCCUGGCUUGCGAGAUGGACAAGAUCUUUGCAGAAUUCUACUCGUCUGAUCCUGGCGCGAUGGUGGCUGGCGCUGGAACGAAUGGGUCUGGUGCCUCGUCCGCGGGUGCAGCGGCGGCCACAGCUCCGGGUGCGAUUGUCGGUAUCGGCAGCGAGAACGGAGCCAGCGGAUCUCAGGCAAAGGGACCACAUGGACCAACGUCGUUCCUGUAUUGCGUCUGGGUGGACCAAGCGAGCAGCGAGCUCGGUCAGGCCGGUCAGCACGACGCCCACGAACUCUUUAUCUCGACACUCAACUCGAUCCACACGGCGCUCACGAGUCGAGCGCUGGAACGAUCGUCACUCCCGUCGUUUGCGUACGAUCAUGCGGACGCGCUUAAUCUGAUGUGGGACCACUACGAGGGGGGCGGUGGAUCUGGUAGCCAGUCGGAAGAUGAAGGCAUGGGUGGCAAUGCGGGCACGCCGAUGGGGUUGGGUGCCGGUGUGAAUGGAGGAGUGGCGGGUUGUCCGUGCGUGGUGCAUAGGACGUUUGCGGGACAGCUUCAGUCGGACGUCACCUGUCAACGAUGCGGCAAGGUCAACACGACUCGCGAUCCGAUGCUGGAUCUCAGUCUGGACGUUCGACCCGAAUCGAUGCGUCGCAAAGAUGCCAACAGCCUUGCCGGUAGCAGCAACAACAACAAGCCCAAGUGGAACAACGGCAAGCCGACAGCCGUCAACGGGAACGGAACGGUGGAUGGGGAAGAGGAGCAGCAUCUGACGAUCUGCUUGCAACGAUACUGUUCGGAGGAGAAGCUGGGCAACAACGACUACGCUUGUACGUCGUGCGGUGGAAGUGCAUCGGCGACCAAGCAGCUGAGUUUGUACAGGUUGCCGCCCGUGCUGUGCAUUCAGCUCAAGCGGUUCGAACACACUUCGUCGGCCGCCAAGAUCGACACCAAGGUGCGUUUCCCAAUGGUGCUGGACGUAAGGCAGUUUUCCACUGCGGAGAUUCGCGCUUCGACGGACGAUGCGAAGAACGCAGCUGGUUCGGCGACUACCUCUAGCAAGAAUAGUGGGUUGGUUGCCAACCCCGACCCUGAGUAA
Pseudozyma hubeiensis SY62 is the source of this 2133-nucleotide messenger RNA. Its product is annotated as ubiquitin carboxyl-terminal hydrolase. Gene Ontology annotation, molecular function: zinc ion binding; cysteine-type deubiquitinase activity. Bases 1 to 2133 code for a protein of 710 amino acids. The transcript has a single exon. The record is from RefSeq and is a predicted model, not a curated record. Lineage: Eukaryota; Fungi; Basidiomycota; Ustilaginomycetes; Ustilaginales; Ustilaginaceae. Gene Ontology annotation, biological process: protein deubiquitination.